This is a messenger RNA of Rotaria socialis, 462 nucleotides long. NCBI's taxonomy places the organism in Eukaryota, Metazoa, Rotifera, Eurotatoria, Philodinida, Philodinidae. The record is from the annotation of a GenBank genome assembly.
AUGAAUUCUACGGAAUUCGACUGGAACACAAAACUGAAACAAUCUUUCGAUCGUUUUUAUCCAUCGGUUGCAUCGUCCUUCUCUUAUAUUCAUAUACGCGAAAUACUUGUUACGAUUGGUUUGAUCGCAAUAUUUUUACUUUUAUUGAUAUUAUUAAUACAGUUUCUCAGUAAAGUGCGCGAAGCAUAUAAAACAAGUACACCACGAAGACGAUUCAAAAAAUCUUAUGAAAAUCCACCAAAAUAUUCACUCUAUCAAACAUUACUAAAUGCAGAUAAAAGCCGGUGUAAAUGCGUUCAAUCUUCAUGUUUACCUAAAUUGCAAUGUACUAAACCAAAUUCUCAAGUAUACAAUCGUUCUGUUUAUUACGAGCAACUAGAUGAACGACAAACAAACGACACUAGAUGCCGAGUAUUUACUCCUAGUAACCGAUCGCCUGUUCCUAUUCAUUUUGUAAAAUAA